Ambispora gerdemannii is the source of this 321-nucleotide messenger RNA. NCBI's taxonomy places the organism in Eukaryota, Fungi, Glomeromycota, Glomeromycetes, Archaeosporales, Ambisporaceae. The record is from the annotation of a GenBank genome assembly.
AUGACUGAACGCGUCAAAGGAGAUGUUCAAUACGCCAGUGGAGCAGCUAAAGAAGCAGCUGGUGCAGCGAUCGGAAAUGAACAACUGAAAGCUGAAGGUACUGCUGCUAAAGUCGAAGGCACUGCUCGUGUUGAGGCUGCGAAAGCGGGCGGUCGUGCUGGAGGUACAGGUACUGAGCUUAAAGGCACCGUCAAAGAGGCCGGUGGUAAUAUUCUCGAUAACCAACAAAUGAAAGCCGAAGGGAAAACUGAUAAGGCUACAGGCCAAGGCAAGUGCAUACUGUGUUUAAUAUACGUUUGUCAUUAUUUACUUUCUUUGUAA